Molecule: messenger RNA, 3021 nt
Organism: Fusarium vanettenii 77-13-4
Lineage: Eukaryota; Fungi; Ascomycota; Sordariomycetes; Hypocreales; Nectriaceae
Exons: 3
Coding region: 1-3021 (1006 amino acids)
Biological process (GO): nucleolar large rRNA transcription by RNA polymerase I
Cellular component (GO): RNA polymerase I core factor complex
Molecular function (GO): RNA polymerase I general transcription initiation factor binding; RNA polymerase I transcription regulatory region sequence-specific DNA binding
Source: RefSeq, a predicted model, not a curated record
AUGGCUGAGGCCAGGCGACUCACGGACCUAAUCCACGGUCACGUAGGACGUCUGACUUAUAUUUCUUCUGAGAAUGCGACGUCUCAACUCGGUUCUCUUCAUACUAGCCGCGUAACUUCUGAAGUCAUUGGAUCUUCAGCGGAGUUAUAUCCGCCAUCAAAGUCGUCAGCUCCCGAAGUCUCGUCGAAUCUCUGGCAGGAACGCCGGACCCAGAGACGAUGGCUUCUCCAGUCGCAUCCUGAGGCCUUCGUGGGCAACUCAGCCCUGCAGGAGCUCUUGGAAGAGAAUAUGAAUCGCUAUUCUAAAGUCGAAGGCGAAGCAGCCGACCGCCCUUUGCUUUCUAUCGGCCAGAUGACAAAUGUCGCCGAUAGUUCAAGAGUCAAGGGAGCCCUAAUGCUAGCUGCAGUCACCGGAGAGUCUGGUGAACUUCUCAGGCUAGCACGUAUCGAUGAGUCGAAAUGGCAAUGGGACCAUAACAAGGACACGGCCUUGCAUUUGUCCGUUAUCGACCCUGAGGACCCGGAUGAAGAGGCGAUAUGGGCUAGUGAUGGUCUGCCAAUCUCGCAAGUCAAGUUUGCAACCAGCCUCACCCGAUACGAUGCUGUACGCUGGGUCAUCGUUCAGAAGCAGACAUCAACUACGAUCCUUCAACCAGAGUAUCACAAAGUCCCAGUUGCUCAGCCACCCACCGCAGACCUCGAUGCCCAGCAACAACGAUUAUCACGGAUUGACCCAAAUCCUAUCGUGACGCUGUCUCAUAAGAAGACUGGCAGCAACGCGCAGGUGGAUGUCGCCUUCAACCCCAACUCAAAAGGCCAGCAUCCCCAGAUGGCCAUCAUUGAUGAAUGUGGAUACUGGAGUGUGUGGGAUGUUAUCGGAAACAAAAACACGCGACUUUCACUGCAGAAAUGCGGUCACAUUUCAGAAGGACUACUGAAUGAGUUGCCCUCAACGACAGAGUCCUCGGCUGAGAAGCAUGGUCUCUUGUUUGUUGGUACCGCCAAGGUAGACAGCUUUUGGGAGGACGCAACACAAGAUGAUGAUGAAGAUGCCAACGGAUUUGCCAGCCGGUCAAGUCAUCUGCUGCUCUGGAAUCGAGAGAAAUAUGAAGUGAUUGACCUGGAGUCAAAUAUGGCUCUUCCUCACCUACCGAUCCUGACUCCGCUGAAAGGAAAGCCUGAUUCAAUUCUUGAUAUUCGCAUCAGCCCUGGCAACCAGAACCACAUUUUCGUAUUGACGAUGCAAAACUUGUUCUGGAUCGACUUGUUCGCGCCCAACAGGGAAGAGGAAGAGUCGUCAAAGCCAACCAUCCUAGCCACUUGUCCCCAUCUACUCGGCGGAGAAGGACUUAGGAUAACCACGUGCCGAGCCUCGGACGAGAAUCAAGAUUCCGCUAUGGUGUUUACCUUUUCUCCUUCCCAUAGACAGCUUCACACGUACUGGUUUGGGCAUUCAAAGGACAAAGAGCUUCCACAAUGGCAUCGCCAGGUCUUGACUCUGCCUCAUGAGAACACGGCUGCGAAGAGUGAUAUCCAGUCCCUCGAGAUUCGCCCUGCCAAGCUCGCGCGAAACGGAGCAUCUACAACUGGAACUGGAUUCGAGUAUCUCAACGCUGGUGUUCAGUUCUACCAAGGAACCAUUCUGAAUAAGGAUCUCGGGGUGCGCUAUUGUAUCUGCGCUUCAGCCAAGGACCGUGAAAUGCAGAUCGUUCUGCCAACCGGUCGGAUAAAACGGUCCAAGACGGCUCAAGCGAAGCGAUGGAAGAAGAAACGAAACCGAUUUCUUCGACAUAUGGGCGAGGUGUUUGUGCUUCCUGACAGCCUGGCUGACACUGAGCUGGCGCAGCUCGUGCAACCUCAUUCCCGCAGAAGCGAACUUGAUUCCAUAAACAUGAGAGAGUCUUCGGUUUUUGGACCAGUUCAUCUGAAGCUUGACUUUCUCUGCCGAGCCCUUCUGGAUAACCUGAUGACUGUUUCCACGAGUCCUCAUGAUAUACCCCCUGCCUUGCUCUCCGCUAUUCAGGAACACAUCGCAGAGGGCACAGCUGAAGGGAGACUUUCACUCAGGACUUGGUAUGGCCUUGAUCAGCUGCCUUCAGAAAGCGACGACGACGGUGCGGCACAGAUCAACAUGUUAGACUUGUUCCUAGAAGAUGACGGUCAGGCUGUCGUUACUCAACUCGGAAGACAGACCUCGAAAGAAUGGGUCAGGGAAUUGAUCAGCUUGUCGCAUCUCAACCAGACCUACGUGGGCCUCUGGCUUGAUCAGCUGGAGGGCAGGUUGCCAAACGAGGAUGAAGAGACCAGGCGGGGCUGGAUCGCAGACCUGGCCAAGGACAUGUUCCUGUCCACAGCUGGUGUCAUGGUCCAGGAUACUCCCCUCCUAGGCUCUAGAAGUCGUGAGAUUGACGAGGGCGGGGUUCAUCACACGCAAAUACGGUCAAGCUCGAUACCUAUCAAGGCAUCGCAGUCGUCGGAUGCCGGAAUUCCUUCAUCCCCCAUCAGCUCAACGCCAAAUGACACCAACGACGCAGCGAUCCGACGACUACAGCUACUUGCGCCAUCAUUGCGGCUGGACAAGAUGGCGUCUGCCAAGAAAUCAAGCGUCCUGUCUUACUGGCCCACCGAGCGCGGUGUUGGUACAGAAGACUAUGUUUCCAGCGUUGCUGUUGCAAGCGACAAGAAGUUUGAUGAUGCAAGACAGCGAUUGCAGAGGAUAGAGACCAAACGCAAGGCUCAUGCUGAAAAGUACAAACUACCAGCAUUUAUGAGACAGGGCGGAAGUUCCCAAAGGGCAACACAGGGCUCAUCGCAGGUCCGCCCGCCAGCAGAUGAGGGUACAUCGCUCCCAGCCCUACCAGCACAGCCAGUACAGAUCAUGUCGAGCCAGCAGCGGGUUCCUGAAUCUUCACAGAGUCAAGGCCUCCUGGGACCUGCGUUUACCAUGAGCCAGCCUGUGUCGGGCGUGUUUGGAGAUAGGAAGAAGGUGAAGAAGGGCAAGAGGAAGAGUGGAUUUAGAUGA